AUGGAUAAUUCUGUCGAGUCUGACGGUCCGGCUCUGAAGCGCCUCCGGGCAGCUAGAGCAUGCGAGAUGUGCCGGCUAAAGAAAAACAAAUGCGACGAGCUGAGGCCGUGCACCCAUUGCAGGAAUCGGAAGACUGACUGCGUCUACCGUGGCGGUGCCAAUAGCGUGAGGACCAACCGUACCACCCCUGAGUAUGUCCACCAGCUUGAAGAACAGAUCAAGGCCUUGUCAUCGGCCCUGAUCGCUUCCAACACCAGCAGGGGUGCGGAUCUGAGCAACGAGCAACAGAACAUAACUGGUGAGGCGGGUGUGACUGAUUGCACGCAAUCUCGACCGCGUUCGGGUGAUAGCCCUUUUACCCGGUGCAGGGCCGCUUACGAGGUAGGAGUCGUGAACCGUCACACUCACAGCUCCGAGUUCUACGGCAGUUCGAGCUCAAUUGCCCUUCUCGCACAUAUACGGAGAGCCAGUGCCGUGGAAGGCAGGGAGCAGCCUGAUGACGAGGAAGGAUUGGUCUCUAGCCUACACAACCCGGCCUUUUCUUCUUCCUCCCCCGAGGCGCUUCCAUCAUCAGCAGUGGAGCAGUAUCCAACUGAGCGAUUGGCGUCUGUAUCACAUUGCCGUGUUUUUGUGGAUAGUUUCUUCGCGACGAUACAUUACGUCUAUCCGAUAUUGGCCAAACCCGCGUUCUUGGAGAAGUGCGAAGGUGUGCCAAAACGCACUGAAUCUCCACUCGAGUUGGCAUUUUCUAUGGGCCGACCAGACACUUUGGGUGCUGAUGUUUACCACAAUCGUCGGUACCCCAUAACCACGGGAGAUCCUUUUAAUGACGGCAGAGCAUCGGAGCUUCUUGAGCCACCACAAUGUGCCAUAAUCAAACACAUGGUGGACAUCUCAAGGCUCAUCAGAACCAUCUGCGUCAAUAUCUACAUGUUGAACUUGACACUGGAGAAAACGACUGCGGUGGCCGCGCAGAUUGAGCAAAAUAUCGAGCGCUGGGUCGAGACUCUGCCGCCUGAGCUCCGCCCUCUGAUUGAGGUCGGCCAGAGAAGGCCCCUAAAAGCUGCGAUGGUUCCUCAGUAUGUCAAGAGGCAAAGACUGGCUACAACGACCCGGUAUCAUAAUUUGCGAAUUCUCCUUUUUGGACGCCUUUUGAUGAAGUCUUCCAUGGCUGAGCGCGCGUCAAAUGCGCAAUUACAGGAGCAAAUCGGCAAGUGCCUCGACUCGGCCAGGCUCACGAUUGAAAUUGUCUAUGAGAUUUUCCAGCAUCAGGACUUCUUCCGAACCUGGUUUUACAACACAACUUACACCAUUUUCGCGGCUUCUAUAAUACUGGUGUAUAUAUUCCAGGCGCCUCCAGAGAGCGAGUACGACGCGCUUUUCGGGCAGGUUGAGACGGCGAUCGAGAUCCUUGAAACAAUGGAAGAGUCCGUCGUCGCAGCGAAAGCGGCAAAGCUCAUUCAAACUGCCCUGAUCAGUGCUCGUGAGAGGACAACAACCUUCGAUCCUGGCAAUGCGCAGACGACCCUCGCCGACUGGAAUUUUCUGCCGAUGAACGGGCUUUGGGGACCAUUUAAUAUGGCUUGUGAUGAUCCGAGCGCUGGCGUGCGUCUCCAGUUCAGUGACUUUGGAGCGGAUUGUAGUCUUUCUGACGAUAUUAUCGAGGCUAUUCCCCCCUGA
Molecule: messenger RNA, 1680 nt
Organism: Penicillium arizonense
Lineage: Eukaryota; Fungi; Ascomycota; Eurotiomycetes; Eurotiales; Aspergillaceae
Product: Zn(II)2Cys6 transcription factor
Exons: 7
Coding region: 1-1680 (559 amino acids)
Biological process (GO): positive regulation of transcription from RNA polymerase II promoter by galactose
Cellular component (GO): nucleus
Molecular function (GO): zinc ion binding; DNA-binding transcription factor activity, RNA polymerase II-specific; RNA polymerase II cis-regulatory region sequence-specific DNA binding
Source: RefSeq, a predicted model, not a curated record